CCGCCGCCCGCCCGCGGGGAGAGCAGCGCCGCGGGCCCCGCGCGCACCGGCCCCGCCGAGCCCGACCCCGGGCGGCCGCGGCUGCUAUGCGGCUUCGCGGCGCACGGCCUGCACCGGGUUUGCGCUGACGCCUGCUGGACACUGACCCAGCUGAGGAUUAGGGACACCGACUGUGAGCAGGGGACCCUGAGGCUGCCACCCCCAGAAAGUGCCAGGUCUGCGAGAGAAAGGGUGAUGUGCCGUGCUCCAGCUGCUGCCUGCUGAGCCUGAGGAGGAGUUUUGGAGCCUGCCUGGGACACUUUCCCUGACAACAGCAGCACCCCAACCCCACCGGGCAGCACCAAGCCUGCGACACACCGUAGCCCUUAAGCCAAGGAGACAUCGGACCAAGCCUGAGAGGGGUCAAGGGCCACAUCCUUCUUUCCUAACCCGGUGUCAAUUCCUGCCCUGACGGCACUGCCCUCACCCCCCGGCAGCCCCCUCCAGGGCUGCCUCCCCCCGGCGCUGCCCAGCUUUGGCCCCCAGCCCCGCUGGAGCGCGGCAGCCUGCCGGGCGCUGCCCCCCGGGCACUGCCCCCCGGGUGCAUCGCCCCCCGGCCCCCGGGGGACCCCCCGCCUGCCGGCAGAGCCAUGAAGCUGCAGGCGGUGAUGGAGAACCUGCAGCGGCAGCAGCGCGCGCGGCUGCAGCAGGCGCUGGAAGCGCGGCAGCAGGAGCAGCAGCAGCAGCAGCAGCCACCGCGCUGCACGUCCCCCCCGGCGCAGCCCUCGCAGCCCCCGGGGCAGCUCCCUGCCAGCACCCGGGGCCGUGGGCAGGAGGCAGCACCGGCGCCCUCGGAGGAGGGAGCGGAGCCUGAGAGCGCGCACAUCCAGCGGGCACAGAUGGCCGCCCUGGCUGCCAUGCGGGCGGCUGCUGCCGGCCUCAGCCACUCGCCCAGCCCGGGGCUGUCGGAUGAGAGCCAAGCCUCCGAGGAGGAGGAAGAGGAGGAGCGCGGCGAGGAGGAGGAAGAUGGUGGCGGGUACCAGCAGGAGAUGGGCUCCGAGGAGGAGGAGGAGCUAAAGGGCAAAUGGGAUGAAGAUGACUUUGAAGAGGACCUGGGUGAGGAGGAAGAGGAAGAAGAGGACGAGGAGGAAGAGGAAGACUAUGAGGAAGAAGAAGACAUGGGAGAGGAAGGGCUCAGCUCAGCAGAGGCGGUGCGGGCGGGUGCGGGAUCCCUGCUGCUCCGCAAGCCCCCGGCACCCCAGCACUACCGGGGGGAGCCCCCACGGCUGCCAGGGGGACAGGAGCGGCUGCCCCCCGGCCUGGGCCACACUCAGCCCCCGCCACCAGCACCUGACCACGGCGACUGGACCUACGAGGAGCAGUUCAAGCAGCUGUACGAGCUGGAUGGUGACCCCAGGAGGAAGGAGUUCCUGGAUGACCUCUUCAGCUUCAUGCAGAAGCGAGGGACCCCCGUGAACCGGAUCCCCAUCAUGGCCAAGCAGGUGCUGGACCUGUACAUGCUGUACACGCUGGUGACCGAGAAGGGGGGUCUGGUGGAGGUCAUCAACAAGAAGCUGUGGCGAGAGAUCACCAAGGGGCUGAGCCUGCCCACCUCCAUCACCAGCGCGGCCUUCACCCUGCGCACCCAGUACAUGAAGUACCUGUACCCCUACGAGUGUGAGAAGCGCGGGCUGAGCAACCCCAACGAGCUGCAGGCGGCCAUCGACAGCAACCGGCGGGAGGGCCGGCGGCAGGGCUUCGGCGGCUCCCUCUUUGCCUACUCGCCCGGCGGCACCCACGGCCUCCUCUCCUCGCCCAAGCUGCCGGUGCCAGCGCUGGGGCUGGCGUCUGCCACCAACGGCGGGGCCAUCACGCCCGGACAGAAGAUCAAGAAAGAGGAGGACUCUCCCAUCCCCAUCUCCAUGCCCAGCCGGCUCCCGGUGUCACUGGCCGGGCACCCCGUGGUGGCGGCGCAGGCGGCCGCGGUGCAGGUGGCAGCAGCCGCCCAGGCCGCGGCGCUGGAGCAGCUGCGGGAGAAGCUGGAGUCGGGGGAACCCCCGGAGAAGAAGCUGGCGCUGGUGACGGACGAGCAGCAGCGGCUGAUGCAGCGGGCGUUGCAGCAGAACCUCCUGGCCAUGACGGCCCAGCUGCCCAUGAGCAUCCGCAUCAACAGCCAGGGCACGCGCUCGCCAGAGAACCGCCCGGACGCCGCUGCCGCCAGCAGCAACGGCACCAACAGCAUCAGCAUGUCGGUGGAGAUCAACGGGAUCGUCUACACAGGUGUGCUGUUCGCUCAGACGCCCGGCCCUUCCUCCUCCUCUUCCUCCUCCUCCUCCUCUGCCUACAGCAAAGGCAACGGCGGCAGCAGCCGGAGCAGCGGCGGCAGCGGGGUGGGGAGCGGCGGUGGCAGUGUGCCCCCCGCCCCGGCCGGCCUGGCCGUGCCCCCCAGCUCUACCUCCAACAGCGCUUCGCCUUAACGCCCCUGAGCCUCGGGCCCCUCGCGGCACCGGCGCCCGUGGGGGGACGGGGUCGCACCGGGGCUCACCGGGGUCUUCUGGGGUCUCGCCGGGGUCUCGCCCGAGGUCUUGCCAGGGUCUCUCUGGGGUCUCAACAGGAUUUCACUGGGAUCUCAGCAGGGUUUCAUUGAGAUCUCGCCUGGGUCUCACUGGGGUUUCAUUGAGAUCUCACUAGGGUUUCAUUGAGAUCUCACCUGGAUCUCACCUGGGUCUCACUGGGGUCUCACCAAGGGUCUUGCCAGGGUCUCUCUGGGGUCUCACUGGGGUUUCAUUGAGAUCUCACCUGGGUCUCACUGGGUCUCACCAAGGGUCUCACCCGAGGUCUUCUCCAGGGUCUUCUCAGGCUCUCGAUGGACUCUGCCCUUGUUCUCGUGUUGUUGGAUUUUCCUUUUCCAGGCAGAAAAGCUUUAGCCCGGGGGGUUUUGCCGGAGCCGCCGGCUGUCCGGCUGCGCCGCUCCGGGACCGUUUACCUCACUCACAUCACACUUUGCACUGUACAUUUAUUAUUAUUAUUAUUAUAAUUAUUGUUAUUUUUUAACUCGUGUUACCUCCAGACAGACGCACGGACGCCUGCCGACGCGAGCUCUAGCGAAACCCCCCGGAAUUCUAAAGGAAAAAAAAAAAACAACCAAAAAUCCUAAAAAAAAAAAUUGGAAAUAGGGAGAUAUUUUAUUCAUUUCCAUCCUUUUCCCUCCUUUGUUUUGGGAACUCCACUCUCUGCAGGAUUUUAAGAGGUUGUUUUCGAUUGUUUUGUAAAUAGCUUCUAUUUUAUUCUCUAAAAAAAGGAAAAAAAAAAAAAGAAUCAAACUUUUAACAUGCAAAUGAUAUAUAUUAGUCUUCAUCAGGGAAAAUGGGAGCUUGGAAAAAAAUUGGAAUCUCCUUUCUCCUCUCCUUAUCGGUGGUUGGGUCCAGCUCUGCUCCUUCCCCCACCGGCAAAUCCUAAUUUUUAUUCCUCCCCCCUGCAUAAAACUACUGUUCAAAGCCACUUUGGGCUUAUUUCCUCCAAAACCAAGCAGGAUCCAGAGGAUGGGGAUGCUCGGAGCUGCAGGACGCUCCGGAGCUCACGGACAACCCGAAGGACCUGAGCAUUUAUUUUAAGCCUCACAAUCUCAGUUGGGUUAUUUUUUUUGGUUUUUUUUUUAUUUUU
This is a messenger RNA of Pyrgilauda ruficollis (rufous-necked snowfinch), 3642 nucleotides long. RefSeq names its product AT-rich interaction domain 3A (gene ARID3A). Bases 630 to 2456 code for a protein of 608 amino acids. NCBI's taxonomy places the organism in Eukaryota, Metazoa, Chordata, Aves, Passeriformes, Passeridae. Gene Ontology annotation, biological process: regulation of transcription by RNA polymerase II. The transcript has 9 exons. Gene Ontology annotation, cellular component: nucleus. The record is from RefSeq and is a predicted model, not a curated record. Gene Ontology annotation, molecular function: DNA binding.